AUGGAUAAUUUUCUUAUUGAAGGAAAAAGUGAUGAUACUUACUCCUUGAGAAAGCUACUAAAAUAUUAUGCUUAUUUGUUUGUCACAUCAAUGUUUGUUAGCUUCUUGGGAUCUAUCAUAUACAUUACACUAUUAAUUCAAUUAUACACAACAUGCAAUGCAUAGACAGGAUAAUAAGUGGCUAUAAGUUAAUUAAUUUCUUAUAUUUUGAAUGGAGUAUUUUCAUAUGCUUGUUUACAUUUAGUCUCUUAAUCCAAGACUAUAUUUUUUGUGAAUUUUACAGUGAUUCUAACUUUAAUAUCAAAAAUAAUAGCUUUGGUAUUUGCUGCAAUUCUAAAGAAUCGAAAUUGGGGUGAAUGUUACAUAACUUAAGCAUAAGGUGUGAUGCUGAUUACUAAUAUCAGUAUUGAAUUUUGCAUAUUGCUUGUCUUAUAUUAUUUCACUCGCAAUUUGUAUUAUAGAUUAGAAGAAAAGUAAUUGAGAGUUUCUUUAAAGUUAUUGUUUGAAUAAUGAC
Molecule: messenger RNA, 514 nt
Organism: Paramecium sonneborni
Lineage: Eukaryota; Ciliophora; Oligohymenophorea; Peniculida; Parameciidae
Source: the annotation of a GenBank genome assembly